This is a messenger RNA of Ochotona curzoniae (black-lipped pika), 930 nucleotides long. Its product is annotated as olfactory receptor 7A10-like. The transcript has a single exon. Lineage: Eukaryota; Metazoa; Chordata; Mammalia; Lagomorpha; Ochotonidae. Gene Ontology annotation, cellular component: membrane. The record is from RefSeq and is a predicted model, not a curated record. The coding region runs from base 4 to 930 and encodes 308 amino acids. Gene Ontology annotation, biological process: G protein-coupled receptor signaling pathway. Gene Ontology annotation, molecular function: olfactory receptor activity; G protein-coupled receptor activity.
CACAUGAAAAGGAGAAACCAAACUCAGCUUUCAGAAUUCUUUCUCAUGGGAUUCUCAGAGGACCCAGCACUGCAGCCUCUCAUCUUUGAGUUAUUCCUUUCCAUGUACCUGGUCACUGUCAGUGGCAACCUGCUCAUCAUUGUGGCCAUCCUCUCAGACCAACACCUCCACAUGCCCAUGUACUUCUUCCUCACCAACCUGUCCAUGGUGGACAUCUGCUUCACAUCCACCACCAUCCCUAAGAUGCUGGUGAACAUCCAAAUGCAAACCAGAGCCAUCAGCUAUGCGGGCUGCAUCACACAGAUGUCCCUGUUCACACUCUUUGUUGGAUUGGAUAACUUUCUCUUGACUGUAAUGGCCUAUGACAGGCUUCUGGCCAUCUGUCACCCCCUACACUACAUAGCCAUCAUGACCCCCCAGCUCUGUGUGCAGCUGGUUCUGCUGUGCUGGGUCUUAGCUGCCUUGGAUUCACUGGUACACAGCUUACUGGUGCUGAGGCUGAGCUUCUGCACACAAGUGGAAAUCCCUCACUUUUUCUGUGAGUUGAAUCAGGUGAUCCACAGAGCCUGUUCUGACACCUUUCUCAAUGACCUCAUGCUGUAUCUUGCAGCUGUGUUCUUUAUAGUUGGUCCCCUGGCUGGGAUCCUGUAUUCCUACUACAAAAUCAUCUCCUCCAUCCGUGCCAUCUCAUCAGCUAAGGGAAAGCAUAAAGCCUUUUCCACCUGUGCCUCUCACCUCUCUGCCAUCUCCCUAUUUUAUGGGACAGGGCUAGGUGUGUACCUCAGUGCCAGCGCUGCCCCAGAUUCAGGCUCUACUGCAGCAGCCUCGGUGAUGUACACCGUAGUCACCCCCAUGCUGAACCCCUUCAUCUACAGCCUGAGGAACACAGACAUGAAGAGGGCACUGAAAGGACUGUUGUUCCAUAAAUGA